AUGACAACCACUCCGCCGCCCAGGCUUCCCGUCACCCCGACCGACAGCAGCAGCGGUAUCGUGUCUCCCGUCGACUCGCCUUCGCGUUUCGACCUGGGUCCAAAUGCCCUCACGUUCUCGCCUUCUGAGGCGACCACAGCGGUCAGCCAUGCUGCAGCGCUGAGCCCACCAAACGAGCGCACCCACCUCCUCUCUCGUCACCCUCCUGCACCUCUAGCUCCUCAGGUUCGAUACUGGAGCGACCCAGAAGAUGUUCCGCAAAUGUCACCUAUGCGCUCACCACGUCAUCUGCUACCCUCAAUUGGCCGUCCACCGUCUGGCUCCAAGCCCAAGCGUAGUGCCAACCGUGUUGCGAAGAAGAUUCGCAAGCGCUCGCGGUACUACAUUCCCUACAGCUGGUCUCUCUUUUCGGGUGAUCUUGUCGCAGGCGUGUCGGUUGCCUGCCUAAUGGUGCCGCAGGCAAUGUCCUAUGCAAAUGGACUGGCUGGCCUGACGCCCGUGGCAGGUCUUUGGGCCUCUGCCGUGUCAGCGAUUGUUUACGGAGCCCUGGGCACUUGCAGGCAAAUGUCCAUGGGGCCAGAGGCCUCCCUGUCGCUCCUGUUGGGUCAAACUAUCAAGGAGUUGAUCUAUAGCGACCCUCACAGCGUGCCGGAGAACGCCGAACUGGAAGCGAUCGCCGUCUCGGUCAUUGUCACGUUCCAGGUUGGCGUCAUCACCACCGUGCUGGGCCUUCUCCGCCUGGGGUUCCUUGAUGUUGUCCUUUCGCGUGCGCUCAUGCGUGGUUUCUUGACUGCCAUCGGCUUUAUCAUCCUAGUCGAGCAGUCCAUCCCGCUUCUUGGCCUCGUGCCAUACCUGCACAGCCAGCCAAACCCGCCUAGUAUGCCUAUUUCCAAGCUCAUAUUCGUCCUCAAGAACCUGUCACACGCAAACAUUCCCACCACUAUCCUUUCCGCAUGCUGUCUUGGGUUCCUCAUUUUCUGCAAGGUUGGCAAGCAGAUCGUCCUCAAGACCCCUGGUGGCACUUGGGUUCGCUUCGUGCCCGAGAUCUUGAUCGUAGUUGUGCCCACCACAGUUCUCUGCAAGGCGUACCGCUGGGAUGACCUCGGCGUGGAGGUCCUGGGCAGUAUCAAGGGUGGCAGCAGCAUUCCCUUUGGGUUGCCUCUGAGUGCUCGUACUCUAAAGUACUUUAACGACACACUCCCCACCGCGUUCGUCAUGGCUGUCGUUGGCGUUGUGGACUCGAUGAUUGCGGCAAGGGAGAAUGCCACAAAAUAUGGCUACCCUGUCAGCCCCAACCGUGAACUCAUUGCUCUGGGUUCUGGCAACCUUGCGUCGUCGUUUGUCGUAGGCACUGGAUCUCUUCCUAUCUUUGGAUCUCUCACUCGCUCGCGUCUCAAUGGUGCCAUCGGCGCUCGUACUCAAAUGUCCGGCCUCAUUACCGCGGCCAUCCUUAUCCUGUCGGUCUUCUUCUUGCUUCCAUCCUUGUUCUUCCUUCCAAAGGCUGUGCUCGCGUCGAUCAUCACAAUGGUUGUGUAUACUCUCUUGAGUGAGGCCCCGCACGACAUCAUUUUCUUCUGGAAGAUGCGCGCCUGGACCGACUUUGCUCAGAUGACUGGCACCUUCCUUCUGACUCUGCUCUUCUCGAUCGAGGUCGGUCUCGUCGCGUCUGUUGGAUUCUCCCUCAUCCUCGUGAUCCAACGCUCCACCACCCCACGUAUCAAGAUCAUCGGGCGGCGACCCAACUCGGACGAGUGGGUGGCCAUUGAUGAGGAUGACGAGGCUCGCGAAGAGAUGCCGGGUGUUCUUGUCGUUCGCAUUCGCGAGUCACUCUCUUUUGCCAAUACUGGUCAGCUGAAAGAGCGUCUCCGUCGCCUUGAGCUGUAUGGUCCGAAGAAAAGCCACCCGUCCGACUCUCCCCGUCGCAGCGCCGCCAAAGCGGUGAUCAUGCACAUGGGCGACGUCGAUGAGAUUGACGCAUCUGCGCUGCAGAUUCUGUCUGAACUCGUGACGGCGUAUCACGAGCGUGGCGUGGGCUUCUACUUUGCACACCUCCACCCUCAGCAUCUUGCACAGUUCCACCUCGUCGGUAUCACCGACCUUUUGGGUCCGCACCACUUCCAACCCGACCUGCGCAGCGCAAUGCAAGAGGUCGAGAGUCUUGGGUUUGGAGGAAGCUUGACCACCUCGCACUGGGGUCGCGACCGUUGGGCAGAUGACGCGUAG
This is a messenger RNA of Apiotrichum porosum, 2223 nucleotides long. RefSeq lists its product as uncharacterized. Gene Ontology annotation, cellular component: membrane. The coding region runs from base 1 to 2223 and encodes 740 amino acids. The transcript is spliced from 16 exons. Gene Ontology annotation, biological process: transmembrane transport. NCBI's taxonomy places the organism in Eukaryota, Fungi, Basidiomycota, Tremellomycetes, Trichosporonales, Trichosporonaceae. The record is from RefSeq and is a predicted model, not a curated record. Gene Ontology annotation, molecular function: sulfate transmembrane transporter activity.